AUCUUAAUAUUUAUGUGUGGCUCCAAAAUUAAAUUAAUAAUUUUACAUAUUGCAGGCCUAUGUGAAUUGACAAAUCUUGAAGUGUUGGAUGUUAGACAAUCACUUCCGAAUUCCCAUCUCCCUUCAACCAUUCUUCAACCAUUCAAAACUCAAGCAUAUUUAUGUUAAAAAUAAUGAAUUUUACAUAGAUACCAACAUUGAAUCUUUGGAACCAACUUUCCAACUAAAUACCUUACUUUUGUCUGGUUGUGGAGAUUGUGGAGCAAUUCCAAACUUCCUCUACUCUCAACACGACCUAGAGUAUUUAUACCUCUUGCACCUUAACCUAACUGGAGAGUUUCCCAUUUGGUUGUUGGAAAACAACACAAGGUUGAAGACACUUUCCCUAGUUAACAAUUCUCUCUCUGGACCUAUUGAGUUGCCAGCUCAUUCUCAUAUGAGUUUGGAAGGUCUAUAUAUCUCCAAAAAUUUCUUGGAUGGCUAUAUUCCAAUUGAGAUCGGAGCAUCUUUGCCAAGUUUACGAGAAUUAAACAUUUCAAAAAAUUCUCUUACUGGUAGCAUUCCUCCUUCAAUUGGUGAUAUGGAGUUGCUGUAUUCUUUGGACUUAUCUCACAAUAACUUAUCUGGUGGAAUACCUAAGAAGUUAACCAUGGGUUGCUCAUCAUUAAUUUCACUUAUUCUAUCAAACAACAAUCUACAAGGCCAGAUUUUUUCUGAGGAAUUUAGCUUAUUCCAGUUGGAGGAAUUACAGUUGAAUGGCAAUCACUUUUCUGGAAGUAUCCCAAAAGGCUUAUCUCAUUGCCCCUCUCUGUUUUCAAUAGAUUUCAGCAAUAACAAUCUCUCUGGUAGAAUCCCAAGCUGGAUGGGAAACAUGUCAUCCUUGCAAGAAAUUAUCAUGUCCAAUAAUGGUCUUGAAGGUUCAAUUCCUAUUGACUUUUGUCGGGUUCAAUUUCUUCUAAUUCUAGACCUUUCAAAUAACAAUAUUUCAGGAAGUCUACCAUCUUGUUUCGGCCCAAGGCAUAUAAUUCAUGUUCAUUUAUCCAAAAACAGGUUAGAAGGAUCACUGACAACACAGUUUUGUAAAAGCUCUUCUCUAGUAACACUAGACCUUAGUGACAACCAGCUAAGUGGUAACAUCCCAGAUUGCAUCAAUAUGCUUGGUGAGUUGAGUUAUCUUAUCUUGAAGAACAAUAAUCUUGAAGGUAAAAUCCCAUUUCAACUAUGCAAGUUGCAGAAAUUGAGCUUGAUUGAUCUAUCUCAAAACCAUCUUUCAGGCCGUAUACCCUCAUGCCUAAGUCUAACUACUGAUGAGCAAUAUAAUGAGGAUUAUAAUCAUAUUGCUUCUGCUCCUGUUGGUGGUACAAUUUUUAUCCUACUUUUCAGGGAUACACUUUCUCUUGGUGAACCAGUGCAUUUCACAACAAAGAAUAUGGCAUAUUCUUACAACGGAAGACUUCUCACCUACAUGUCUGGAAUGGACCUUUCCUGCAACAAAUUGAUUGGUGAAAUUCCUUAUGAAAUAGGGCACCUUAGUAAGAUUCAUGCACUAAACCUGUCUCAUAAUUUCUUGGUUGGUGAAAUCCCAUCUACAUUUUCUAACCUUAAGCAAAUUGAGAGCUUGGAUCUUUCCUACAACAAUUUGAGUGGGAAAAUUCCUCCUGAGCUUGUUGACUUAUAUUUCUUAUCUACCUUUAGCGUAGCAUACAACAACUUAUCAGGUAAGACACCAGCAAGGAUCCGACAAUUUGCAACAUUUGAUGGAAAUUGUUACCAAGGUAAUCCUCUGCUUUGUGGGGAACCAAUGAAAAGUUGCUCAACAACAAGUCCACCACCAAUGAUCCAGGAAGGUCCAACACAGGGUGGAGAAGAUGAUGGUUUCAUCGAUAUGGGUGUCUUCUAUAAACAACAGGUUUUGGAGGUUCGGUGUGCAUUGAGAGUUUGCGGAAUCGAAGUGAAAAUCAGGAUGGCAAAGGGCCGCCACGUCAAACCGCCUUUUUACCACCCAACAGCUCGCUUGAUGAAUAGAAAACGACUCCUGAGUCUCCUCUCUCCCUUGGCUACGUUCAGUCCAGGGGAGAAGAAACGGUGGGGAAAGGAAAACGGAGGAGAAAUGUCGACGGUACUCGAGGUCAGAGAUGAACGUCGAGAACCUCUUCUCCACAAUUCUUCACCUCCCCUUCCGCACGGGGACACUACUAAAAUUCAAGCCUUCAGCAACAAUAUAUCAGCAACAAUAUAUCAGCAACAAUAUAUCAGCAACAAUAUAUCAGCAACAUGGAAUCCUUUGUUGCUGAAAAUUUGUAUCAGCAACAAGACUCAUGUUGCUGAAAGUUGCAUUGUACAUUCUUCCCCUAAAAAGUUGUUUUACUUUCAGCAACAAGGAGUAUGUUGCUGAAAGUGAAUUUCAGCAAUAUACCCCAUAUUGUUGAUAUUUUCCGGCAACCAUUUCUCCAUCUAAUUAAGCUCCACUUUCAGCAAGAUAUUCCUUGUUGGCUUGUUGCUGAAAGUGACUUUUAGCAACAAGAGUUAUCUUGCUGAAACUUUUCCAACCACACCUAAAGUAUUAGCAACAUAUACCAUGUUGUUGUUAUUUUUAUCUUUUUACCAACCAAACAUCAGCAACAUAUCCCUUGUUGCUGAUGUUACCACUUUGACUAAUAAUUGGUCAAGGCCAUU
Rubroshorea leprosula is the source of this 2676-nucleotide messenger RNA. The record is from the annotation of a GenBank genome assembly. NCBI's taxonomy places the organism in Eukaryota, Viridiplantae, Streptophyta, Magnoliopsida, Malvales, Dipterocarpaceae.